Galleria mellonella (greater wax moth) is the source of this 3258-nucleotide messenger RNA. Its product is annotated as pancreatic lipase-related protein 2. The record is from RefSeq and is a predicted model, not a curated record. Gene Ontology annotation, biological process: lipid metabolic process. NCBI's taxonomy places the organism in Eukaryota, Metazoa, Arthropoda, Insecta, Lepidoptera, Pyralidae. Bases 446 to 1435 code for a protein of 329 amino acids. Gene Ontology annotation, molecular function: lipase activity. The transcript is spliced from 8 exons.
GUCUGUUUUAAGUUUUCCAGUGAAAUCGAUUCGUCAGACAACGAUUUUUGUCUUACAGAAAUCAAUUGUGUAAAUUUGUUUCAUUUCUUUAGUUAGUUGGGUAAUGCUAUCAGUACAGCGGCAGGGGCGAAAUUAUUGAUAAGUGUUAACCAGUGGUCGAGCGACACGGAAAACGUUAAUUCAAGGUGGCCGAGAAAAUACACAUCCUUUAUAUAUGAGAUUUCCGUGUAUAGUUUCAGUCAUCUAAGUAAUAUGUUUUACGCGAGGUUGUAUAUAGAUUAAAUUGGUGGAAUAAAACUAGUUGGUUUAUUGUGCCGGACGCAGUGUGAUUCUCCGAGUUCUAUAUAGGAAAGUGCAUUUGUGUUUAAAAUGUUAAGCCCCGAUGCAUUAGCUCGGUGAUUGUUUUAAUAAUUGUGCUGCAUCCUAAGAUUUUUGUUUUUGGAACAUGUUGGCAAAUGUGUCGGACUCAUGUCGUGUUCUGACUUUUUUCAUAGGUGUGUCAGAAGUGUGCUUCAUGUCAGCGCCCGUGGGUCAGUGCUCUUACUGCUGCCCCAGAAACGACACAUUAGAUGUACAAUACCAACUGUUCACCAGAGCAAAUCCUACUUCACCUCAAACUAUACCGGAGAGGGAUGUCGAAGGUUUACAGAGAACAAAUUUCGACUUUAAUAAUCCUACGGUUAUAUACCUGAUGGGGUUUUCUGAAUCGAUAAAUGGAAUCAGUACUACUACUUUAAGAAAUGCGUAUUUAUCAUCAGGCGACUACAACUUUAUUUCUGUCGAUUGGUCCAGGCUUAUUGUGUUUCCCUGGUAUGUCACAGCCGUACGUAACACGAGAUAUAUGGGUAGACGAUUAGCAAGAUUCGUGCAGUACAUGAAUGGUAUUGGUGUAAGGGCUUCCAGUCUCCAUGUCAUUGGGUUUUCGUUGGGGGCCGAAGCGGCUGGAUUUGCUGGCAAGGAGUUACGCAGAAGGGGCCUUGUCUUAGGAAGAAUUACUGGUUUGGAUCCAGCGUAUCCCGGGUACAGUUUGACCAAUAGCAACGAUCAUCUAGCUAGAGGAGAUGCCAUAUUUGUUGAUGUUCUUCAUACCAACCCAGGAGUAUUAGGGUUCCCACAACCUAUCGGCGACGUGGACUUCUACCCUAAUUUUGGAAUGUGGAUACAGCCAGGUUGUUGGGUCGAUCAACUCAUCAGGGAUAAGCAGAUUUCAUUUAUUUAUGGAUGUAGUCACAACCGUGCAUGGCGUCUGUAUGCAGAGUCAGUAAUCAACCCUACUGGUUUUCCAGCAACACAUUGUAGAAAUUGGAAAGGUCCAUUAAGAGAGUGCAGAUUCAGAACUAACGGGUACAUGGGUUUUGGUGCACAGCCUCCAAUGACUGGCAAAAUGUACUUGGAGACCAAUGAGAAACCGCCAUUUGCAAGAAAUGGGCCUUGACACAUACGAGAGAAAGAAACCAAAGUGCAACCUUUUCAACUCUGGACAUGAGACGACAUAUCAUAGGUCAGAAUAUUCCUUGAAAACCUGUGUAUAUGUGAUAGUUUAGUACUUGGGUUGGAAUCUUCGAUUUGAAAACUGUUUUACAUUUUGAGUCAUGUUUUAUAAGUUUGUUAAUAUUAUGAUUAGGUAUUAUUAUUAUAUUAUCUAUUCUGAUAUAUUUGUUUAUUUAUAUUUUAUUUAGAUAAUAAGUAUGUAUUGAGCUGUGAUAAUAUAGAGCUAUAAUUAGUAUUACCACAGUGGCAUUAGGUUACAAUGGGGUCAAUUCUGUUUACUAUUUUUUAAAAUUUCAAUUUUAUGUCACGACGUAAUUUUCAUUUUAAGGACUAAUAUACUGGAAAUUUCUAAUAGAUAUAAGUCAAAAUUAUUAAAAAUUUAGUUCAUAUUGGUCCUAUUUAUUACAUAAAUAAAAAUUCCGCUGUGACAUCAAAUUGAAAUUUUUAUUAUUUUAUUAGUUUCGUAUGCGUGGAUUUUAGAAGUAAGGAAAAAUAAUGAAAUAGAUCUCUUUUAGAUGACGUGUCAAGAUAAUACGCACACCAUUAUUUAAGUUAGACCUUCAGGGGUACAAUAGCGAAUGCCGCAUUCGAUUUGGUGCAGUACUUUUCGCGUGAUACCGGGACAAACAUACAGACAGGCAAACAGAUAGACAAAAUUUCUAAAAAUUAUUGUUUUGAUUUCUUUUGCUACUAUUAAAAGCAUUUAUAUAUUUUUUUUUAAUAUCUGCCAUGUACAAUUACAAUUUUUUUAUUAUAUUUUAACAUAGUGCUGUUGUUGGUAUAAUUUCCUUAUUUAUUCAACUCGACACGGGAGGCGUGAUUUACAAGCUUUCAUACCUGAAAGAAUAUAAAAAUGUGCUUACACGGGGGAUUUAAAUUGUGCAAUCCGGGAAAAUAUUUCUUAUUCAUGCCAUCAGAAUAUUAAGGUGUGUCCGCCAUAAUUUAUAGUAAAAUUGUGCAAUUUUGUAAUGGUUCAGUUUUCCACGCACAUUUGAAUCAGACAUUUAGGUAUAUUUGGUAAAGAAUAGGCAUUUUGUAAUGUGUCAUUUUUAAAGUUGAGUAUUGUAUUAAAAGUUAAUACACCAACAAGAAUGACUCUUCGUGUCAUAAUAGAGUAAUUAGUAGUUGAAUUUUAUAAGCGAUUGGUGUAAAUAAUUAUAUUUAUUAUUUAUAAUUUUAUAAUAUUUUAGCAGUAUUUAUUAUUUUAUUAUAUUAUUAUUAGCAGUAUUUAUUAUAUAUUAUUUUAUUAUUGAAUUGUAAAAUAAACAAAUGUGAUAUUAUUCGUAAACCUGUUGUUCUUUUACAAUGGAUUUAGUUAAUUAUAUUUUUUAAAUAUGUAAUUUUACUAAUUUUGCGAAAUUGUAAUUGAAAGUUAUAAGAAAAUAAACUCCAAGAUUGAUAAAAGUAGAAAAAUCUUCAUUCACAAAGGCAACUGUAGAUACGAGUGAAUGCCACAAAAUGGUGGCAGUUUGAUUAAGCUAAGAACUGUAAAUUCACAUGUGGAUCUCGAUUUACAGUUGCUAACUUAGUCUUUUUUAAAAGAUUUUAUUUAACUUGCUUUUAAUUUGUAAGUUUUUGUGUUCAAAUGUGUUUUCUUUUUUAAGCAUUUACUGGCGUCCAUUUGUGCUGAAAUUUGGUAUAUUAUUAUUUAUGUAAGUUUGUUAAUAAUACAGUGUUAUGGUACCAUCGAGUAAAUUUGAUGAUGAAGACAAAAGGUGGCUAUAGAAUUUGCAAACUAUGCACAAUAAAUUCGUCAUGUUUGGGUUA